Molecule: messenger RNA, 1047 nt
Organism: Durusdinium trenchii
Lineage: Eukaryota; Dinophyceae; Suessiales; Symbiodiniaceae
Source: the annotation of a GenBank genome assembly
AUGCAUCAGUCCGCUCUGAAGAAGAUGAAUCAGUCUGCCUUUGCUGUUGAUUCAACCCAAGCCCUUCCAAUGCGUUUUCGAAUUGCCAGUUCUUCCGACGGAUGUGGCUUGGACACUACUCCAGAUCAUGUGGGAGGAAAGCCCGAUGAUCUUGAAGGCGGUGAAGGUGAAGGUGAUGAGAACGAUGAUGAGAACGAUGAGAACUUGGACCCGCAACAGUAUCUUGGACUUCUUGGUAGGCUGGCCAAGGAAAAGAAGCGAGCUGCUCCUGGUGGGCCUACACUGAGUGCCAACCAGCCCAUCAAGAAGCCAAAAGGUCAAACUCCGGCUUCAGGUCCAGGUGGAGUUACGUCCAAUACAAAAACGAAUAAAAGAAGAAAGAUCGGAGAGAACACCGCUCCGACACCGAAACCGCCCAUGUUUGAGGAUGAGACCGGCAUUGAAGGCACUUCUGAGGAUCACACAUUGGUAGAGCCCUACAAAAAACAACUGGCUGAAGUGAUGAAGCUUGACGCUGACAAAUCUGAUGAUGCUGCGUUAGCGGUUUGGAUCAAAGAGAGGACCAAGAAGGUCAAUGACCUUAAAGCUGGUGUCCUUGGCAAGAAGAAGUCUUUGCGCAGAAGGACCUCUGAUACAACUUUCUUGUUUGGGGAGCUUGACAACAUCAUGGCGGAACUUACCGGACUUCAGACUUUGUUGAAGAAGCUUGGAACUGGUCAAUCCGAGGGCAGCUCAAUCUAUGAGAGCAUCACCGGCAACGAUCUUUUCACUGAUGUUUCCAAACCAAUCUGGGAACGGGCCUUGCAAGCGGUGAGUUUUUUGGGCAAGUCUGACCAUUGGUUGGCACAGGCACUCAAGCUUGACAAGGGGAAGAAAGCUGUGCAAUUGGCUCUAGAGAAUGCUACAAACCGCGAACAGCAGAACGGCAUCUUGGAAAAGAUCUCCAAAGCGCAAUCUGAUUUGGAAGAGCAAGCCGUCACAGAGGUAGAUCAGCUGACAAUGACCCUGGACAAUACCUAUGGCAAAAUGUUUCUUGGCUGCCAUUGA